Messenger RNA from Xenopus tropicalis (tropical clawed frog), 2618 nucleotides. It is a transcript of the gene apcdd1, whose product is annotated as adenomatosis polyposis coli down-regulated 1. The record is from RefSeq and is marked provisional. Gene Ontology annotation, molecular function: Wnt-protein binding. Gene Ontology annotation, biological process: negative regulation of Wnt signaling pathway. Lineage: Eukaryota; Metazoa; Chordata; Amphibia; Anura; Pipidae. Gene Ontology annotation, cellular component: plasma membrane.
CGGGACACGGGGUUCUGAUUCUAAACUCUCCUCGUACUGAUGGUGAGAGGUGCCCUGCAGUGAGGAACGGCAUGGCCGUGCUCAUUGGUGCUGUUACCCAGCUUUAUUGAACCCGGGCAAAACGAACGAGCGGUGCUUAUUGGAUGUAGCGCUAAAUAAGCAGGGACCUGUUUUGGAUUGUGCGUCUCUGGGGACUUUUUGGAGCCGAGUAGCUAUGGAGCCGAGACUCAUCUCUUGCUUCCUCCCUCUCAUCACCUUCCUCGGUGUAGGACAAAGCUCUGCUCUGACGCUGCCGGACAACAGACUACACCCGCAGUCCCUGGAGAAGAGUCCAUGGAGAGAAUUCCAGUGUCAGCACAUGCUCAAACAUCUGCACAAUGGUGCACGGGUCACAGUACAGAUGCCUCCAAACAUCGAGGGUCACUGGGUCUCUAUGGGGUGUGAAGUUCGAUCUGGCCCAGAAUUCAUCACAAGAUCCUACAGGUUUUACAACAAUAAUACAUUCAAAGCCUAUCAGUAUUAUUAUGGAAAUAAUCACUGUACAAACCCCACUUACACUUUGGUUACCCGUGGCAAGAUCCGCCUCAGGCAAGCUUCUUGGAUCAUCCGAGGUGGCACAGAGGCCGACUACCAAUUACAUAAUGUGCAGGUCAUUCCUCAUAGUGAAUCCGUGGCUGAAAAACUUACCUGGCUGGUAAACCACACAUGUCCUGGUUUUGUUCCUGGAGAUAUGCCUUGGGAACCUGGCAUCAGUUAUGAUUUAUGGAGAGAAGAAAGUGGCUUUAAAUGUACAAAGGCACUAAACUUUGCCAUGCAUGAACUACAGCUGAUCCGCGUAGAAAAGCAAUAUAUGCAUCACAAUUUAGACCAUUUAGUAGAGGAACUCUUUCUUGGAGACAUCCACACCGAUCCCACCCAGAGGAUGUACUACCGACCAUCCAGUUACCAACCACCUCUGCAAAAUGCCAAGAACCUCAAUCAAAACUGCGUUGCCUGCAGAACUAUCUUACAUUCCGACGAGUACCACCCACCAAUAUUACCUGCUAAAGCAGAUCUCCCUGUUGGACUGCAUGGGGAAUGGGUGAGCCAGAGGUGUGAAGUCCGGCCAGAAGUUCUGUUCCUCACCCGGCAUUUCAUCUUCAACGAUAGCAACCAUACUUGGGAAGGUUUCUACUAUCACUACUCAGAUCCAAUCUGCAAGCACCCUUCCUUCACCAUUUAUGCUAAAGGCCGGUACAGCAGAGGAGUGUACUCUUCUAAAGUCAUGGGAGGGACAGAAUUUGUGUUCAAAGUCAGUCAUAUGAAAGUGACCCCUAUGGAUUUUGCCACAGCUUCAUUAUUGAAUGUCUUUAAUGGAGAUGAAUGCGGGGCCGAAGGUUCCUGGAAAGUUGGCGUGGAGCAAGAUGUCACUCACACCAACGGUUGUGUGGCGCUGGGGAUCAAACUCCCUCACACAGAGUAUGAACUUUUCAGGAUGGAACAAGAUAAUCGAGGAAGGUAUUUACUUUAUAAUGGCCAAAGACCAAGUGAUGGCUCCAGCCCAGAUAGACCUGAGAAGAGAGCAACCUCUUACCAAGUGCCUCUAGUUCAAUGUACUUCCUCUUCUCUAAAUCCUGAGGGAGCCCACGACGGACAGCAGAAGUCCCAAAGUAGAAAUUCUGCAGCUGGACACAUUUUCCUUUAUUUGUUUUCCAAUAUCUUUCUCUUGUUUAUUUGUACUUUGCUACAUUUGGAAAUUCUCAGCUAAAAAUAUAAAGAGACUUUCAACUGUUAAAUAUGGAUACCGUUGGACCAAGGAUUAUUUUCUUCUUUGAAGAAGGGACAUUUGUUUACUUGAUGCACUUGGAUGCCUGAGAACUAUUACCCUCAUUGUCAUUCCAUUCCCUUGUUUCCUCCUCCACCUCUUCCCCUGGUCGUCUUUUAAAGCCUCGGCCAAUUUCUUUUGAAGUUUGGUCUUUGAACUUCACCCAGGCUGACCCGGCCAUAUGAGACUGCACAACAGUAAUUGCACUUUAGGACAGACAACUUCCUUGUAAUAUAUUGCUGGAGUGAAGAGUCGUUUACACACCAAUGAAGCCUGUUUAUUGUCUGUGCCACGUUGCUGUUGUGGAUUAUGUUCUAAAAUGUUGUUUCCCAAACAGUGUUGCUGAAAAUGCUAGGAUAUAUUUUGUACAAUAUUGUUGCUCUGUAUUUGAUUUUUAAAAUGUUGCCUGAGGGGGCCAGGGUAUACUUUUCAAAAAGUAAAUAAGUUUGUGUAAAAGCUGUAAAUAAUCUUUGUAAUAUAUAUAUACAGAAAUAUUGUGUCAGAUGCAUUGAUUUAUGAUUACCUUAUCAAUUUAGGCCAAAGAGAUUUUAAAUAUUGGAUAUAAAAACUUUAAGUGCAUUGGAAAUGUUGUUUUAGUCCAGAGGUUCAAAACUGGUUGUUUGGACCAAAAAUAAAUGACUGAAUUCUAUACAACUCAUUGGUUAUAUCAUUCAGUAACAAAAGUGAAACAGUCUAACAUGUUUAUAUAAAAAUAAAAAAGGGGCCUGCUGUUAUUUUUCUGAUCUUUAUGGAAUCUUUAGUGGUUUAAUUCAAAAGGAAAGUUCUAAACAAAAUAAAAACAAGAUAUUAAAGA